UCCUACACGCCGAGGAACAAGGUCGUGAGAAGGGGAGGACUUGGUGGUGCUGCCAUUUCUACGGUCUUAGGGCUCUGCCCCUUUCGCAGAACUUCCAACAGCGCCAUGUUGGGACAGAGCGUCCGGAGGUUCACAACCUCUGUGGUCCGUAGGAGCCACUAUGAGGAAGGCCCAGGGAAGAAUUUGCCAUUUUCAGUGGAAAACAAGUGGCGAUUACUACUUAUGAUGACUUUGUACUUUGGAUCUGGAUUUGCUGCACCUUUUUUUAUAGUAAGACAUCAGCUACUUAAGAAAUAAGGAUGUUUUAAUUACUCCAUCAAACAGAUGUGAAAAGGAACAUUUUAAGAGGUGCAGUCUCUUUGAAAAAUGGGUCAAACUCUUGUUUUCAACAUACUCAAUAUGUUUGUAAAUAAACUUAUGGCAUGCAUCCUUAAUGCCUCUUCUCUGAAACAUGGAA
Molecule: messenger RNA, 457 nt
Organism: Zalophus californianus (California sea lion)
Lineage: Eukaryota; Metazoa; Chordata; Mammalia; Carnivora; Otariidae
Product: cytochrome c oxidase subunit 7C, mitochondrial
Exons: 1
Coding region: 106-297 (63 amino acids)
Biological process (GO): mitochondrial electron transport, cytochrome c to oxygen
Source: RefSeq, a predicted model, not a curated record